ACCGGUAUGGGUAAAUCAGCGGCCGCUACCAAAACAAAAACUGGAGGCUUUACAUUCAUUAGCAAAUGAACAGUUCGAAAAGGGACAUAUUGAGCCUUCAUUCUCGCCUUGGAAUUCCCCUGUGUUUGUAAUUCAGAAGAAAUCCAGCAAAUGGUGUAAGUUAACUGACUUAAGGGCCGUAAACGCCGUAUAUCAACCCAUGAGGCCUCUCCAACCCUGGUUGCCCUCUCUGGCCAUGAUCCCAAAGACUGGCCUUUAAUUAUAAUUGAUCUAAAGGAUUGCUUUUUUACCAUCCCUCUGGCGGAGCAGGAUUGCGAAAAAUUUGCCUUUACUAUACCAGCCAUAAAUAAUAAAGAACCAGCCACCAGGUUUCAGUGGAAAGUGUUACCUCAGGGAAUGCUUAAUAGUCCAACUAUUUGUCAGACUUUUGUAGGUCGUGCUCUUUAACCAGUUAGAGACAAGUUUUCAGACUGUUAUUCAUUAUAUUGAUGAUAUUUUGUGUGCUGCAGAAACAAGAGAUAAAUUAAUUGACUUAUACAUUUCUGCAAGCAGAGGUUGCCAACGCAGGACUGGCAAUAGCAUCUGAUAAGAUCCAAACCUCUACUCCUUUUCAUUAUUUAGGGAUGCAGAUAGAGAAUAGAAAAAUUAAGCCACAAAAAAUAGAAAUAAGAAAAGACACAUUAAAAACACUAAAUGAUUUUCAAAAAUUGCUGGGAGAUAUUAAUUGGAUUCGGCCAACUCUAGGCAUUCCUACUUAUGCCAUGUCAAAUUUGUUCUCUAUCUUAAGAGGAGACUCAGACUUAAAUAGUAAGAGAAUGUUAAUCCCAGAGGCAACAAAAGAAAUUAAAUUAGUGGAAGAAAAAAUUCAGUCAGCACAAAUAAAUAGAACAGAUCCCUUAGCACCACUCCAACUUUUGAUUUUUGCUACUGCAAAUUCUCCAACAGGCAUCAUUAUUCAAAAUACUGAUCUUGUGUAGUGGUCAUUCCUUCCUCACAGUACAGUUAAGACUUUUACAUUGUACUUGGAUCAAAUAGCCACAUUAAUUGGUCAGACAAGAUUACGAAUAAUAAAAUUAUGUGGAAAUGACCCAGACAAAAUAGUUGUCCCUUUAACCAAGGAACAAAUUAGACAAGCCUUUAUCAAUUCUGGUGCAUGGCAGAUUGGUCUUGCCAAUUUUGUGGGAAUUAUUGAUAAUCAUUACCUGAAAACAAAAAUCUUCCAGUUUUUAAAACUGACUACUUGGAUUCUACCUAAAAUUACCAGACGGGAACCUUUAGAAAAUGCUCUAACAGUAUUUACUGAUGGUUCCAGCAAUGGAAAAGUGGCUUACACAGGGCCAAAAGAACGAGUAAUCAAAACUCCAUAUCAAUUGGCUCAAAGAGCAGAGCUGGUUGCAGUCAUUACAGUGUUACAAGAUUUUGAUCAACCUAUCAAUAUUGUAUCAGAUUCUGCAUAUGUAGUACAGGCUACAAGGGAUGUUGAGACAGCUCUAAUCAAAUAUAGCAUGGAUGAUCAGUUAAACCAGCUAUUCAAUUUAUUGCAACAAACUGUAAGAAAAAGAAAUUUCCCAUUUUAUAUUACUCAUAUUCGAGCACACACUAAUUUACCAGGGCCUUUGACUAAAGCAAAUGAACAAACUGACUUACUGGUAUCAUCUGCAUUCAUAAAAGCACGAGAACUUCAUGCUUUGACUCAUGUAAAUGCAGCAGGAUUAAAAAACAAAUUUGAUGUCACAUGGAAACAGGCAAAAGAUAUUGUACAACAUUGCACCCAGUGUCAAGUCUUACAUCUGCCCACUCAAGAGGCAGGAGUUAAUCCCAGAGGUCUGCGUCCUAAUGCAUUAUGGCAAAUGGAUGUCACGCAUGUACCUUCAUUUGGAAGAUUGUCGUAUGUUCAUGUAACAGUUGAUACUUAUUCACAUUUCAUAUGGGCAACUUGCCAAACAGGAGAAAGUACUUCCCAUGUUAAAAAACAUUUAUUAUCUUGUUUUGCUGUAAUGGGAGUUCCAGAAAAAAUCAAAACUGACAAUGGACCAGGAUAUUGUAGUAAAGCUUUCCAAAGAUUCUUAAAUCGGUGGAAAAUUUCACAUACAACAGGAAUUCCCUAUAAUUCCCAAGGAUAGGCCAUAGUUGAAAGAACUAAUAGAACACUCAAAACUCAAUUAGUUAAACAAAAAGAAGGGGGAGACAGUAAAGAGUGUACCACUCCUCAGAUGCAACUUAAUCUAGCACUCUAUACUUUAAAUUUUUUAAACAUUUAUAGAAAUCAGACUACUACUUCUGCAGAACAACAUCUUACUGGUAAAAAGAACAGCCCACAUGAAGGAAAAUUGAUUUGGUGGAAAGAUAAUAAAAAUAAGACAUGGGAAAUAGGGAAGGUGAUAACGUGGGGGAGAGGUUUUGCUUGUGUUUCACCAGGAGAAAAUCAGCUUCCUGUUUGGAUACCCACUAGACAUUUGAAGUUCUACAAUGAACCCAUCGGAGAUGCAAAGAAAAGCACCUCCGCGGAGACGGAGACACCGCAAUCGAGCACUGUCAACUCACAAGAUGAACAAAAUGAUGAUGUCAGAAGAACAGAUGAAGUUGCCAUCCACCAAGAAGGCAGAGCCGCUGACUUGGGCACAACUAAAGAAGCUGACGCAGUUAGCUACAAAAUGUCUAGAGAACACAAAGAUGACACAAACUCCAGAGAGUAUGCUGCUUGCAGCAUUGAUGAUUGUAUCAACGGUGCACUGUAUUCUGCUGGUGAGAGCAAGAGAAGGCAUGUGGAUCCCUGUGUCCAUGGACCGACUGUGGGAGGCCUCGCCAUCCAUCCAUAUUUUGACUGAAGUAUUAAAAGGCAUUUUAAAUAGAUCCAAAAGAUUCAUUUUUACUUUAAUUACAGUGAUUAUGGGAUUAAUUGCAGUCACAGCUAUGGCUGCUAUAGCAGGAGUUGCGUUGCACUCUUCUGUUCAGUCAGUAAACUUUGUUAAUGAUUGGCAAAAGAAUUCUACGAGAUUGUGGAAUUCGCAAUCUGGAAUUGAUCAAAAAUUGGCAAAUCAAAUUAAUGAUCUUAGACAAACUGUCAUUUGGAUGGGAGACAGGCUCAUGAGCUUAGAAUAUCAUUUCCAGUUACAAUGUGACUGGAAUAUGUCAGAUUUUUGUAUUACACCCCAAAUUUAUAAUGAGUCUGAGUAUCACUGGGACGUGGUUAGACGCCAUCUACAGGGAAGAGAAGAUAAUCUCACUUUAGACAUUUCCAAAUUAAAAGAACAAAUUUUUGAAACAUCAAAAGCCCAUUUAAAUUUGGUGCCAGGAACUGAGGCAAUCGCAGGAGUUGCUGAUGGCCUCGCAAAUCUUAACCCUGUCACUUGGGUUAAGACCAUCGGAAGUACUAUGAUUAUAAAUUUCAUAUUAAUCCUUGUGUGCCUGUUUUGUCUGUUGUUAGUCUGCAGGUGUACCCAACAGCUCUGAAGAGACAGCGACCAUUGAGAAUGGGCCAUGAUGACGAUGGCUGUUUUGUUGAAAAGAAAAGGGGGAAAUGUGGGGAAAAGAAAGAGAGAUCAGAUGGUUACUGCGUCUGCAUAGAAAGAAGUAGACACAGGAGACUCCAUUUUGUUCUGUAUUAAGAAAAAUUCUUCUGCCUUGAGAUGCUGUUAAUCUGUAACCUUACCCCAACCCCAUGCUCUCUGAAACACAUGAUGUGUCAACUCAGGGUUAAAUGGAUUAAGGGCUGUGCAGGAUGUGCUUUGUUAAACAGAUACUUGAAGGCAGCAUGCUCCUUUAGAGUCAUCACCACUCCCUAAUCUCAACUACCCAGGGACACAAACACUGCGGAAGGCCACAGGGACCUCUGCCUAGGAAAGCCAGGUAUUGUCCAAGGUUUCUCCCCAUGUGAUAGUCUGAAAUAUGGCCUCGUGGGAAGGGAAAGACCUGACCGUCCCCCAGCCCGACACCCAUAAAGGGUCUGUGCUGAGGAGGAUUAGUAUAAGAGGAAGGCAUGCCUCUUUGCAGUUGAGACAAGAGGAAGGCAUCUGUCUCCUGCCCGUCCCUGGGCAAUGGAAUGUCUCAGUAUAAAACCCAAUUGUAUGUUCCAUCUACUGAGAAAGGGGAAAACCGCCUUAGGGCUGGAGGUGGGACAUGCGGGCAACAAUGCUGCUCUGUAUGGCAUUGAGAUGUUUAUGUGUAUGCAUAUCUAAAGCACAGCACUUAAUUCUUUACCUUGUCUAUGAUACAGAGACCUUUGUUCACGUGUUUAUCUGCUGACCUUCUCUCCAUUAUUAUCCUAUGACCCUGCCACAUCCCCCUCUCUGAGAAACACCCAAGAAUGAUCAAUAAAUACUAAGGGAACUCAGAGGCUGGUGGGAUCCUCCGUAUGCUGAACGCUGGUC
This is a messenger RNA of Gorilla gorilla gorilla (western lowland gorilla), 4370 nucleotides long. RefSeq names its product endogenous retrovirus group K member 25 Env polyprotein. The record is from RefSeq and is a predicted model, not a curated record. Gene Ontology annotation, molecular function: structural molecule activity. The coding region runs from base 2470 to 3453 and encodes 327 amino acids. NCBI's taxonomy places the organism in Eukaryota, Metazoa, Chordata, Mammalia, Primates, Hominidae. The transcript has 2 exons.